AUGACAACCACUGUCACAUCGUCAAUUUUUUUUUCCCUCAUGGUUGUUUCGCAACUUCUCAGACAGCGAGCUUUCCAAGCUCAUGCGUUCUGCUCUCUGAACUGCCGACAACAGAAAUUCCCCAGCACAAACAAGCAAUUCAUUCGUCUCCUUGCUAGCGCUACAGGCACCCAAUACACGGAUGAAGCACUGGGAGAAGCCAGGCGAAAACUAGAGGAAGCAGUGAAACUAUACGAAGCGAAUGUCAAAGCAACCCCGCCAAAUGUUGACCUAAUUCUUCGCGAGCUGGAGACUGAAGCAAGUGAACCAGACUUUUGGGAGACUUCGAACCAAGCACGAAACUCCCACGUAACAUCACAGAUCAGUCGUUAUAGUCGCAUUGUAGCAAGAUUAAAAGAAUGGGAAAGUCUAAAAGGGGAUGGAGAGGUAGCAGUGGAUAUGUUGCUGUCAGAAGAUGCCGAUGACUUCUUUUCAAUCGAGGAGAAAGAAUCCCUUUUGGAAGAACUCAAGGUGGCCAGCGAAAAGCUACUGGAAGACGGCAAACGAUACGAGCUAGAGUUGUUACUGAGCGGGCCAUAUGACGACCAACCUUGCAGAAUUCUCUUGACAGCUGGAGCGGGAGGUACGGAAGCCAAUGAUUGGGUUGCUGACCUUCGGCGCAUGUAUGAACGACACGCUUCUAAGAUGGGUUUCGCCGUAACGCUGGAGGAUGAGCAAGCAGGAGAAGUGGUUGGGUAUAAAAGUGUCGAAUUAAUCGUUGAUGGUGGAGCAAACCCAUACGGGUGGUUCAAGGGAGAAAAGGGGGCGCACCGCCUGGUGCGGCUGUCCCCUUUCAAUGCAAACAACAAACGACAAACUACUUUCGCGGGAGUUGAUGUGGCGCCCAUCUUUGUCGACGAAGCAACUUUUGACGACAUCGAUAUUCCCGACAGUGAAUUAGAGAUCACCACCAUGCGAAGUGGUGGAGCGGGUGGGCAAAACGUGAAUAAGGUCAACUCGGCCGUCCGAAUCAAGCACCUGCCCACAGGAUUGGCUGUAAAGUGUACACAAGAGCGUAGCCAGGCGAUGAAUAAGGACAUUGCAAUGAAACGAUUAAAGGCUCAGCUCUUGGCCAUUGCCAAAGAACAAAGAGUCGCAGAAAUCAAGGAAAUUCACGGGGAUCGAGUCGAAGCUGCCUGGGGUCAACAAAUUCGAAACUAUGUUCUCCACCCUUACAAGAUGAUUAAGGAUCAACGGACAGGCUGGGAGACUAGUAACGUGCAGAACUUCCUCGAUGGCGACUUGGAAUCUUGUAUUGCUGAACUCCUCCGACACAAUGCCCAAGAAGAACAGGAUGCUAGCCUGCAAGAACCAUCGACAGCGCAAUAG
This is a messenger RNA of Cylindrotheca closterium, 1368 nucleotides long. Lineage: Eukaryota; Bacillariophyta; Bacillariophyceae; Bacillariales; Bacillariaceae. The record is from the annotation of a GenBank genome assembly.